AUGUCAUCCCUCGUGCACAUCACCUCCAAAGAGCAAUUCAGCUCUCUCCUGACAUCUUCUGUCUUUGUUGUGGCCGACUUCUACGCAGACUGGUGCGGACCAUGCAAAGCCAUCGCCCCUGCCUACGAGAAACUGGCGACGCAGCUCUCGCGUCCCAACCGGAUCACAUUCACCAAGGUCAACGUUGACCAUCAGCAAGAUAUUGCCAAGGCGUAUGGAAUUACAGCAAUGCCCACCUUCAUCGUCUUCCAACGCGGCCGCCCCAUCAAUACCGUCCGCGGCGCCGACCCCCAGAAACUCUCCGAAGCCGUUCGCAAGCUCGCCUCCGAAGCCACCAAAAGCGACGAGACGCCCGCGGACUCUUCCUCCGGCGACACGACCUCCAGCGUCGGCUGGGUAGGCGCCUCGGUGCCCAAAGGCUACGGCGACAUUACGGAUCAAUAUGACCCCAAGGGCCUGGAGCUGUUGAACCGGGACAGCAAGUUCGGGGUGGCGCGGACGUUGUUCGAUGCGUCGAAGCCGUCGGCGCUAGCAGGGAAAGGCAAGGCCUCGACACCGGAUUGGGUGGAAAGCGACACGGACGAGCAACUGAUGCUGUACGUGCCGUUCCAGUCGACGGUGAAGGUGCACUCGUUGCAGAUUACGUCGUUGCCGCCGGCCGAGGGCGAGGAUGAGGAGCGCGACGAGGACGAGCGUCCCAUGCGCCCCAAGACGCUGCAGCUGUACACGAACCGGUCGCAUGUGCUGGGCUUCGACGAGGCGGAGGAUAUCCCCGCCGUGCAGACGGUGACGAUCCAGCCGGGCGACUAUGAUGCGCAGACGGGUACCGCCAAGGUGGAUCUGCGGUUCGUCAAGUUCCAGAGCGUCACGUCGCUGGUGCUGUUCUUUGUGGAUGGCGAUGGGGACAGCGAGAAGUUGCGGGUGGAUCGCGUGCGUAUCUUUGGGGAGGCGGGUGAGAAGCGCGAGAUGGGCAAGUUGGAGAAGAUUGGCGAUGAGCCGGGCGAGUAG
This is a messenger RNA of Aspergillus melleus, 1008 nucleotides long. RefSeq names its product thioredoxin-like protein 1 (gene txl1). The transcript has 3 exons. NCBI's taxonomy places the organism in Eukaryota, Fungi, Ascomycota, Eurotiomycetes, Eurotiales, Aspergillaceae. The coding region runs from base 1 to 1008 and encodes 335 amino acids. The record is from RefSeq and is a predicted model, not a curated record.